Molecule: messenger RNA, 4122 nt
Organism: Dovyalis caffra
Lineage: Eukaryota; Viridiplantae; Streptophyta; Magnoliopsida; Malpighiales; Salicaceae
Source: the annotation of a GenBank genome assembly
AUGAGAUGGGAAGAUAGUGAGUAUACUUCUUUAGCAACCCCUGCAAGGGUUGUUCAAUAUGAAGCUCCUGAUCUGGGUGGUGAAAACAUUUACGGGAUAUGGAGGAUUGAUGAUACAGACAAUAGUUUCUUGACACAGCCUUUUCGGAUUAAAUAUGCAAGGCAAGAUAUUCGUUUAUCUAUCAUGAUCUCGUUCACUCUACCUCUCGGUGAAAAUGAGGGUCCAUCCACCUCUGCAGUUAUUUUGAAAUUUGAGCUUAUGCAAGCUCCCAUAACAGAGAGCACGUUUGAGCUCCUGGCUUAUCCGAAUGCUUCUUCUGUUUCAGUCCAUGAAUUUCGAAUUCCUCCUAAAGCUCUUCUAGGAUUGCAUUCGUAUUGCCCUGUCCACUUUGAUGCAUUUCAUUAUGUGCUAGUUGAUGUAACCGUGCACAUCAGUCUAAUGAAAGCUGGUUCUUUCAUGAAGGUACCCAGUGGGUCUUAUGGUCAAGACGUUGCUGGCAAAAUUACUGAUGGGUUCAGCCAAGCAUUGGGUCAAGUGGCCUAUUUAGAUACCAAAAAGAUCAUGCUUGUUAAAGCAUUGUUAACUUCCCGCAACACAUUGCUUGAAGAGCUACAAAAAAUUAGCAAAGGCAUCGAACAUGCUAUUGAUUUAUCUGAUUUUGCCUGCAAUACGGAUGAUAUGAGGAUGUUUGAUUCUAUAGUGCAAGAAAAUCUGGGUACUGCAGACGGUGAAGUGUCAGGAAAAAGAAAGCCACAGAAUGGUCUUGAGAAAGCAAACGGCACUGCAGCUUUUCAAAGUGAUAACAUUUCUUCAAAGGCUGCUAUUGCGAACAUUUUGCAUUCAUUGGGAGUUCAAUUAUCGUAUUUAUGGAGCAUUUUUCUGCAGUUUCACAGGGCAAACAAAAUAACAAUACUGGAGUUUCUGCAUGAUGUGUGGGCUAAAGAUCGACGAGCAGAAUGGUCGAUAUGGAUGGUGUACUCUAAGGUUGAGAUGCCUCAUCAGUACAUAAGCAGUGGAAUUGAUGAUUCCUCCCAUCAUGGCCACAGAAGAUCUUCGAGCUUGUUGAAUCCUGCCCAGAGUGCAGCUACACGUGCUGACCUUCAUAGGCGAAGUAUUGCCCAAAUGAGGAUUAAUAAUCGAUCAAUCCAAGACAUGUAUAUAUUUGCGGAUCUGCUACGAAUUCCGAUUAUAAUUUUGGAACGUGUAACUAAUGCACCACGGCGUACUCUUAGUGAAAAUUCGUACUUCAGAAAUUUGGACCUGGUAGAUCCACAUAGCUUGCACAGUAGACCUGGCACUGAAGUUGAAGCUGAAGCUGGUAAGAAGGAAUCUGGUGCUGUGCUGCCAAAAAAUGGUCGUGAAUUGAAGGCUGUCAUCUUUGUGCAUGGAUUUCAGGCAAGGCUCGCUCUUUCCAUGGCUUGUAUUGAGUUUGGAAUGGAUAUAGAAUUGAUUUUACUAGUGAAUGCUUGUUCAGGUUCAAAUUGGACAUUUGGAGAUGGGGUAGAAGCACGUUCAGGUGGAUUGGGUGCAUUUGCAGUUUCGGGUGGACACCAUCUGGAUUUACGGCUUGUUCGCAAUCAGUGGCUUUUGAUAGACCCCAAGAUGGAGUUCCUUAUGUCAGAGGCAAAUGAAGACAAAACAUCUGGAGACUUCAGAGAAAUGGGACUAAGGCUGGCACAGGAAGUGAUCUCUUUCCUUAAAAAGAAAAUGGAUAAAGUUUCAAGAUGUGGUUUGUUAAGGGACAUCAAGCUUAGCUUUGUUGGGCAUUCUAUUGGGAAUAUCAUCAUAAGAACUGCAUUAACAGAGAGCAUAAUGGAACCAUACCUAAGAUUCCUUCACACAUAUAUUUCUGUAUCUGGUCCACAUUUGGGUUAUCUUUACAGCUCAAACUCUUUGUUUAACUCUGGGAUGUGGCUUUUGAAAAAACUUAAGGGAACGCAGUGCAUUCAUCAGCUUACAUUCACAGAUGAUUCAAAUCUCCAAAAUACUUUCUUGUACAAACUCUGUGAGCAGAGGACGUUGGAGAAUUUCCAGAAUAUAGUACUGCUAUCUUCACCCCAGGAUGGUUAUGUACCAUAUCAUUCUGCCAGAAUUGAACUGUGCCCGGCAGCUUCCUUGGACCACUCAAAAAAGGGUCGAGUGUUCCUUCAGAUGCUGAAUAAUUGCAUGGAUCAGUUACGAGCCCCAACAUCUGAGCAUCGACUGUUCAUGCGCUGUGAUGUAAACUUCGAUACUUCCGCCUACGGCAGGAAUUUGAACACAAUCAUUGGGCGGGCUGCUCACAUUGAGUUUUUGGAGACUGAUGUUUUUGCAAACCAGCAGACCCACAAUAUUUUGUGCACCAUUCAAGAUGUGACGGAUCGUGGUUUAGAUUUCAAGCUGCACAAAGUUUACCAGGAAACUUACACUGAAGUUUUGAAGAACAAUAGUUUUGGUGCUUUAUACGCUACUGAGAUGGAGCUUCCUCAUGACUCCCUUUUUCUUGGAUUUGACAGCUCUACCCAGUCAAUGAAAGCAACUGUUUUAGAUUCCAACCUCAACAUUGUCAAAGCAGAGAAAAUUCAUUUUGAUUCUGAUUUGCCCCACUACAAAACCAAAGAUGGGGUCUAUAGAGACCCUUCUGACAAUGGCAGAAUUGUUUCACCCACCUUGAUGUGGGUAGAAGCUCUUGAUCUUGUUCUUCAAAGGCUUGUGAAAUCAGGUUUGGAUUUUGGGAAAAUUGCUGCUCUUUCUGGAAGUGGACAGCAACAUGGUAGUGUUUACUGGAAGACAGGUGGUUCUGAAAUAUUAUCAUCGCUUGACUCUAAGAAGCCAUUGGUGGAUCAAUUAGGCAAUGCCUUUUCCACCAAGGAAUCACCAAUCUGGAUGGACAGUAGCACGACUGCACAAUGCAGAGAGAUAGAGAAAGCUGUUGGCAGUGCAUUGGAGUUGUCUAGGAUUACUGGGUCACGCGCUUAUGAAAGAUUCACUGGACCACAGAUUAGGAAGAUAUAUCAGAAACAGCCAGAAGUUUAUGAUAAUACUGAGAGGAUUUCCCUUGUUAGCUCAUUUAUGGCUAGUCUUUUUAUUGGAGCUUAUGCUGCUAUUGAUCACACUGAUGGUGCUGGGAUGAAUUUGAUGGAUAUCAACACCAGAGUCUGGUCUAAAAAGGUCUUAGAGGUUACUGCACCACGUUUAGAGGAAAAACUUGGAAAGUUGGCCCCAGCCCAUGCUGUUGCCGGCAAUAUCGCGUCCUAUUUUGUGGAGAGAUAUAAUUUUAAUAAGAAUUGUUUGGUUGUUCAGUGGUCUGGAGACAAUCCGAACAGUUUAGCAGGUUUAACUCUUAGCAUUCCGGGGGAUCUGGCAAUCAGUCUCGGCACCAGUGACACUGUUUUUGGGAUUGCAAGUGACCCCAAAUCUGGACUAGAAGGCAAUGUUUUCCCUAAUCCUGUAGAUACACAAGGUUACAUGGUUAUGUUAUGCUACAAAAAUGGGUCUUUGACUCGAGAAGAUGUGCGCAACCGUUGCGCUGAGAAAUCUUGGGAAAUCUUCAAUACGCAUCUGGAGCAAACACCACCCCUUAAUGGUGGAAAGAUUGGUUUCUACUACAAGGAUCAUGAAAUUCUUCCUCCUCUCCCAGUUGGCUUCCAUCGCUAUGAGCUCCAAAAUUUCACAGGCACCGCUGUGGAGGGAUUGAAUGAACGGGAGGUGAAGGAAUUUGAUCCUCCUUCUGAGGUCCGGGCAGUGAUCGAGGGCCAGUUCCUCUCGAUGCGAGCUCAUUCUGAAAGAUUUGGCAUGCCUUCCCCUCCUAAACGAAUAAUAGCUACGGGUGGAGCAUCAGCUAAUGUUAGCAUUUUGAACACUUUAGCAUCAAUUUUUGGCUGCAAUGUCUAUACAGUCCAACAACCUGAUUCUGCUUCGCUUGGUGGUGCAUUGAGGGCUGCUCAUGGCUGGUUGUGCAGUCAGAAAGGAAGUUUUGUGCCAAUCGCAGACCUGUACAAGGGAAAGUUGGAGAAGUCAGCUCUCAGCUGCAAGCUUUCAGUGAAUGCUGGGAAUCAAGAACUGGCUUCCCAGUAUGCUUUAUUGAUGAAGAAGAGAAUGGAGAUAGAGAAUCGCCUCGUCAAAGAUCUUGGACGAUGCUGA